Molecule: messenger RNA, 1014 nt
Organism: Microdochium trichocladiopsis
Lineage: Eukaryota; Fungi; Ascomycota; Sordariomycetes; Xylariales; Microdochiaceae
Exons: 2
Coding region: 1-1014 (337 amino acids)
Source: RefSeq, a predicted model, not a curated record
AUGAGUGGUUGCCCUCCCCCGGGGUUCGUCUCGCCGAACGCCGCAACGAUUCUGGAAGCCGAAUCGGACCUGCUCAACCUGACGCACGUGUUACCGAUUCUCGAAACGUUUGUCACGCACGUCCACUACGAAGCAUUUGUCAAUGUGCAGGGGGAUAAUGGGCAGUACGGCGUGCUAUAUCCCCCUAUGAUCAACAUGACGCUGAAGUGGGAUCCAGACGCGCCAUUCGGUCCGCCCCCGCCCUCCAACGGCUCUGCAUCGCCAGCAUGGCUGCCGACAGGCAGAGAAUGCAACGGGACAACGGCCGUCUACCACACCUGGCCUGUACCAGCUAUACUCUUGGACGGCAGAGCAGCUACAAGCGACUUUGUUACGGUAGACUGGUACUACAUACGCAGCGAUGACGGCGCAACGGGGGCGACGAACCACUUGGAGAGCAGUACGUUUGUCGUGCUCAAGGCACCAGCCCCGCCGCCGCCGCCGCCGCCGACGCCCUCCUCGAGCAAUACGACCGGGAGUACAACGCCGAGCGGGGAAGUCGGGUCUGCAAGUGCAAGCACGAGCUCGGGGGUUACCACGCCGGAGGAGGGAGGACCAACAUCACAGGACCACGGCGUCAGCGCCAACGCUGCCCUCGCCUUGAAGAUUGUGAUGCCCAUACUUGUCGUCGGCAUGGCGUUUGCCAUAUGGACCUGGUGGCGGCGUCGGAAAAGCCCGGGGAAAGAUGAGGGAGUCUUUGGACGAGAAAUGGCGCAGGAAGCCGACGGCGUAGCUGUCACUCCCGCUGCGAUGCAAUUCGAGAAGGCAGAGCUUUCGGGGGGUCCUGUAGUCGUUGCCACUACUGCUCAAUCAGGAGAGCACCAGGAGCAGUUUGCUGUAGGGAUGGCGGGCGGCCAGACUAAUCAGCAAGUAGAAAGCUUCGGGACAGCAGGUCAUCUGGACAGGGGCCGAGUCAUGUCUUUUGAGCUGGAGGCUCCUUUGUACAGUGGUAGUCGAGGGGCUGAGAGGGGCUGA